CUGCCCCGUAAUUCUUGUUGCUCCUCUCUCCGCAUUCACGGCGCAAUCAAGGGCAUCGGUUGACGCUCACUGUGAAGUCCGGAUUGCACAACAAUCCAUGCUGAUAUCAAUGCAGAUAGACCCGGCUUUUAGUUAUAAAGAUGCCGGACGAUGCGUCCUCGAUUACCCCACUCAACGCUGCAUCUCGAUCAGUGUUCCCAACAGGUCCCAGCUUCACCCUUGAGGACUUCUCAAGUCGCGACUUCAUUGUUAAGGAGUUUAUCGAGGCGCUGUCGGACUCCGCCAUUUCGAAUCGUCGUUCUACAAUCACGCCUACAACCGGAAACCAACCGUUUGACCCGAAGCCACUUAUCAGGACCCUUGAGCACGCACAGCGGCGCCUCGGUGAAAUCUCCGGCGACCUAGAGAUCAGAGAAAAUGAACUGUCUGCAGCAGUUCGCAGGGCUGAGGCACAGCAUUCCCAGAACCUCAAUACACUGGGUAAGAAGCUAAAACAGACAAUCGAGUCUUUUCAGCAGCUCGACACCUCGCUCAAUGGUGCCGGGCUAUCAGGUGUAGAGCUUGCCGGGGGCACCGGAAAUAUGGCUGUCGAGACUGGAAAGAAAUUGGAGGAAUUAGACCGCCAAAGACGCCGGGCGCUUGAUGCCCGCUUUCUGCUCGAGUGUUGGGAUGGUGUGAGCAACAGGGGCGAGCUAACGCUUCUAGAGAACCUAAGACGUUCCGGAACUGGUGAGGCUAAGGUACGGUCGGCACAGAUCGCGCGGCAACUGCUUCGAAUAAGUCAAAGACUUGAUACCGAGAGCUGGAACGAUUCGAGUGGAAGGUCCGCUGGGCUCCCCGGAAAUGGAGUUAUAUCUGCAGACGAUAACAUAAAUGGGAAAGGGAAUGGGACCAGACGGAACACUCGUGAAAUCAUCGAGAAGUUCUCUGAAACUUUGGAGAAUGAUUUGUUAAAGCAAUUUGACGACUUCUACCGCAAGGCAAAUUUUGAAGGCAUGAAGGACUGCGCAACUGUACUUCAGGAUUUCAACGGCGGUGCAAGCGUCAUUGCUUUAUUCGUCAACCAGCACCAGUUCUUCAUCGAUCGAAGCCAGCUAGUUACAGAAGAAGUAGGGGGCGAUCUAGAGACGUGGGAGAUGCUCGCAGACCCCGAUGCUGAACCUCUGAAAGUGGAACCUAGCCUUCAGUCUUUGAUCGAUGAAGUCAAGGUCGUAGUGCAAGAGGAAUCGGCCAUCAUCCGGCGAGCCUUUCCAUACUAUGAGCAGGUCCUCGGGAAGUUUUUGCAACGCGUGUUUCAGCAGUCUAUUCAGCAAAGAUUAGAAAUGGUCUUGGAAAAGGCAAACAGCGUUUCAUCACUAGCAUUUCUACGAUCCUUACAGAGCUCUCGAAGUUACAUCAGUGCUCUUGUUGAUGAUCUGAAAAGCCAUGGGCUGACGGAACACCCGGAUCCAAUCUCUUCACAAACGGCUUUAGUCCUUGACCAGCAGUUGGAAGACUUGUUCGUACCUUAUUUCGUUGGAUCGUCAUAUAUAGAGAGGGAGAAGAGGACACUGGAAGAACUCUAUACGUCCUUGCUUUUCAAGUUCACUACUUUUCAUGCACGCAGAAAAAAGGCAGCAACAACUUUCAUGGCAUCCCUUUCCAAAUCCGGUACUGAAAUGCUUUCUUCGGCUCGUGACGCAUAUUUGAGUCGUCUGGAGUCUUCGGAAUUUCCUCCAACCCAAAGAAGAUUGCUACUCCAAGUGGCAGGAUUGAGAGAGUCUAGCGACCUCUCAAAACCUACUGACAUCAAACUGACCGAAGAAGACGGCAUCCCAAGCAUAUCUUCUGCAAAGCGGAUGCUUAAGUGGCUUGCCGAAGCAGUUGGCAGAGGCUUAGAGCUUAGCGUUAAUAGUGAAACACCCAAGGAUAUGCUUGCACUAUUGACUCUCCUUCUUUCAGUAAUGGGAGAAGGGUUCAUUGAAGUGUCUCUAGAUGCCGCACUGGAAGCAGCAACAUCGCAAGAGUCUGGGAAAGCAGAGCCAGAUUUUGCAUAUUUACCAGCCAUUCGGAAUGCUAUUGGUAUUGCAAACUUGAUGGUUAUGUGCAUAAAUACUUUACUCAUCCCACUUGCGGCGGGUAGUAUUACCAUCCGGCGGGAGAUGGAGAAGAAAACAAGUCACAUCACUAUGCGCAUAGAAGAGAAGAUCAACAUACUUGAGCAGAAGGUCAUUGACAAUACACUAACAUGGACUGGCAAACUCCUGUCUGGCCAAAAGAAAAACGAUUUCCGACCCAAGGAGGGGGAUAGUACGGCUUGGUUAGAAAAGCUACAAACACCUACCUGUGCUACAAUCUGCACAUUCCUGACUCGUGUGCAUAACGUGGUGAAGACAUCCUUGCCGCCCAGUGGCUCCAAUAUUCGCCAACUGCUGACAGAAAUUGCCAUUGGAACACGCACUCUCCUGCUGGAUCAUUUCAAACGGUUCGUUGUUAAUGGGCCCGGCGGGCUUAUGGUUACCAAGGAUAUGACGCAAUAUACGGACCUCCUUAAGUCCUGGGACACCGAGGAACAGGUCAAAGGACCAAGCGGCACGCUGGACGUACUGCUGGAAGUGGGCAACCUCUUUGUUAUCGGCUCUGAAGCUUUACGCGAAAGAAUUCGUGGUGGUACAGGGAGUGGUACUGGUGGAAGCGCUGGAAAUAAUACUGGAAAUAGCCCAGGCCGAAGCCUCGGGGGUUCUGGCCAGACGGAAACGGGUCUUAGCGUCCAGGAGGUCAGGGCGUAUGUUUCCCGCAGAGAAGAUUCCAAUACAGCUGCGCUGCAGAGUGUCCUUAAUAUUCUGUGAUAGGGAACAGUGUGGACACAGCCAAUAACUAUGGAUAAUGAAGACUUGACC
Aspergillus neoniger CBS 115656 is the source of this 2879-nucleotide messenger RNA. RefSeq names its product exocyst subunit SEC10. The coding region runs from base 141 to 2828 and encodes 895 amino acids. The transcript has 2 exons. Gene Ontology annotation, biological process: Golgi to plasma membrane transport; exocytosis. Gene Ontology annotation, cellular component: cytoplasm; exocyst. The record is from RefSeq and is a predicted model, not a curated record. NCBI's taxonomy places the organism in Eukaryota, Fungi, Ascomycota, Eurotiomycetes, Eurotiales, Aspergillaceae.